CCUUAUCAUCAACAGAUAGGAAAAGUUUUUUAAAAUAUAAUUAUAUAGAAAAUUUCAAAAGCUUCUUCUAAUUUGUCACAAACAGACGUGUAGAAGAAGAGUCAGUGCAGCGGCAGAAGGAAGAGAGGAAGAAACAGAAUGGUGCCAACAAGAAGAACAAUAAUGAGCCCAGCUCGGAACUGAGGCUACACGAGUUGAGGGCUGAGAAGUAUAACGGACUCGUUAGACUGCUAAAGCCUGGAUGUCGAACGAUCGUGCUGCUGGUAGACAUGCAGAGUCGCGUGCAGCUGCUCUCCAAGUUCCAUAAGAUCGUGUGGCCCUACCGCAAGAACAAGACGCUGGUGUUCGCGUACCUGUGCGUGGAGCGUCACGCGUCAUGGUUCGCGCGCGUGCUGCAGCUGUCGCUGGGCGGCGCGGAGCUGCGCCUCAACUGCAGGAACUGCGUCGGCACCGUGCUCGCGCUCAACCCACACCGCAAGUACUUCUGCAUCUACCACGCCAAGCAUCCCGAGUGCACCAAGCCACACAAGCGUAUGAGUCGAAUGACGCGAUCGCUGGGUGAGACGGGUACGUUCGACCCAGAAGCGGGGGCCUUCAUCGGGUUCCAUACCUCGCCCGACUCCUCCUCCGCUGACGAGGCCACCGACCCGCCCGUACUCAUGCAAGAGAAUCUGUUGGACGGGCUGGAGAACUGGCUGGACCGUUUGUUCGAGGGCAGCACCCACCGCUACUACAUCAACUACUGGCCCGACAUGACCACCAAGUGAGCGUACACACACAAACACACACAUAUACUCUGUUCACACACACUCGUGACACGUUGUGACGUAACUAGGGUUGUUAGUUUUAUAUGAAUCUUGUGUUAUUUGAAUCUUAUUGUAAUGUAAAGAUCUGUUAAAAAUAGAUUUUUUUAAUAGUGAACUAUAGUUAUUGUUGAAAUAAAGUGUUGUUUGAGUAUGUUUAACGACUUACUCUCGUUACUGUUUUACGAGAUAACUAGAUUAGUUUCAAGUCAAGCUAGGGACUCAUAUUCAUGAGCGAACGAAGCGCAGCUAACUACCACUAACCAAGCAGUUAAGGGAGUAAUCCGUUAAACAUAAUUGAUUUAAUAGCUCCAAUGGCAGUAAUGUUUCAAUAAUAAUAAGUAUUGUUUUUUUUAAGUAGUAUAUAGAAUUAUAUUUUCUUUUAAAAUGGUUGUUAUUCUAUAUAUCUUCGAUAUAAUCCGUUGGAGCUUCCUUUAAAAUGGUUAUUCCUAUUAAAAGGCCAGUGUAUGCCUAGUUACGCCAAAACGGAGCAUGGUUCAAAACAGUUUUUAAUUUAAUUAAUUUCUUGUAUUUUUUCGUCGUUGUUAAGGAAAUAUACUGCCCGGUUAUUGCCGUUUUUGACCAUAGAUUAUAAAUAAGUGUGAUAAUUAAUCGUAACGGUUUGCCUUAGAGCUGAUGACCGAGUAAGGAGUUGAGAGUUGAGAUUGCUGGUCCGAAUCGUUGUUUGAAAUCUGUAAUAUGUUACAAGAUCAACGGAAAUACGACCUUACGUUUGGAGACACAAAGUUGAAUUUAAAUAAACAAAAUUUUGAAGAAUUCAGUCCCGCCUAUAUCCUUACUUAAGACUUUUUUAAGACAAAAUAAUUAGCUUCCAGGAAAACUUUUUAUAAUUAGUAAAAGCAGUUAUGUGUGUCAGCGGCUCAGGUAUCUAUUUUCUAAAUGAGAGCCUUAUGUAAAGGAAAUAAGACAGCUUUUAGAUUACGAUUCGGAAAGUUGCGUAUCCGACAUAAUAUAAUAAUACGGUGUCAGGUUAUCACGAGCUCGCGUUGCGUGGUACUUUGUGUGACUGUGCGGCACGGUACAGUCGAUUAAACAAGUAUAAUACUUAUCAAUUUGCUUUGGACACAUUUCUAUUGACAAUGCGUAAAUGGCAACUCCAUCCUAAGACAAGUCGAUAAACGAAUUAAAAAGUCAGUUCAUGGAGUUAUUUGUAAUCCAGUAAUAUAUGCAGGCAGCUGACGGUAGCAAGUCGCCUCCAAUAGGUUGACCUUGAAGUCACUGGGGUGAGGGGGGGAGAUAUUAAUUCACCAGUAGAUUUUAUAGCUGCUAUAAUGAUGAAUUAAUUAAAGUGAAGUGAAAAGAUUUAUUAAAGUGUCGAAGUAAACCCAAGGUUUUACCUCUAACCAUUUUAAACAAUUCCUUAGAAGAAAGUCAAUAUUUUGUUGAUUGCGAUAUUCUUGCAAAUCAAACAAUCAAUAUUUAAAGGAAUUUCAGAGACGUCAUAAAACGUAUGUUUAAAAAGAAAUGUGUCCAAAGUGCUAGGCCAAAUUGUAUUAGUGCCUAUGUUGAAUAAGUAGGCGAACUGAUUCUCCUACUGUAUAGGUAUUAGCUUUAUUCUAGCUCGGAGUUUAUAACGUUCGGAGGCCGGUGUUAGAACUCAAUUCAUAUUGAGGAAUGUAAUAGGAAGGUUAUGCAAAAGUGAUUCAUCGUACAUUGAAAUAAGGCAGUUUAGUAUUUGUAAGUAUUUAUUACCUUGUCUAUGACUCUGUGUUUUCUGUUGGUUCAUCAAGACAUCUAUCAAGUCCUGACUAGUAUUUAUAUGUCAUUAGUUUAACUUUUAAAUACUACAUUUAAGCAAUUUUCAAGUUUGUGUCACUCAGAGAAAGCCAUAUAAACUUACCGUGAUGAACCACUUUUGCAUAACCACGUCUAUUUAGCUAAUGACUAUAAUAAUAAUAUACAAAUUAUUUAUAUAAGUUUAGUUCAUUUCAUCGUAUUCGUUUACAAGGUUUCUAUAUCUGUGUUCAUGUAUAUGUUUUUGUAUUUGCCUCGCAUGUAUAUUUCGUAAUUUUAUAAUAAUGGGCAUAAUGCGGCUAUAUUUACUGCUUCAAGCGUUAAUGGAGAAUAUGGCCUCAUAAAAAAAACAUUUUCGUUAGAUACUGACCAGCUUUUGACAGCUACAGUAUGCCAUAAACUUCAUUAGCGCCCUCUAGCGGUAACAAAAAAACGCUCAUUCACACCGGUCCUCGUUCAAAUAAGAAAUUAAGAGAAAUGAAACAAAUAUUCACACUUUUAUAUAAAUAAAUUAAUAUUAGCUGUAAAUUAGCAAUUUGUCUUCACAAUAUCACAAUAACUAGUUUUAUAGAGAGUACAAUGAAGUAAGGACAGUAUUUCAGCACUGCACCUCAUUUAACGUAAAUACGUUAUUACAUGUCCACGUGGACUUCGACUUCUAUUGCUAUUUACCACAGUUUUCUGCGACUUAUAAUUGAUUUUGUUGAUGUUACAUUUAAGUUUUUUCUAUAUAAAACUGAGUCGAGAUACGUAUACAACAGAUACUUUAUUAUAUCUCUGAAUGUAUACGUAAUAAAGUUUAGGCUAUAAAAAAGCAGGACCUUCACGCGUCAAAAUGAUAAAAUUAUUCGAGGCCCUAUUUCCUAUCGUGACU
Messenger RNA from Spodoptera exigua (beet armyworm), 3432 nucleotides. The record is from the annotation of a GenBank genome assembly. Lineage: Eukaryota; Metazoa; Arthropoda; Insecta; Lepidoptera; Noctuidae.